CCCCCUCCUCCCCAGUUUACCUUCGAACUAGCCCGAAAUGGACCAUUCCAGUUUUCCCAGCAACCUGGACGCGUUUUGAGAAACAUUGGCAGUUGUAAGUCGUCCCCCGACAUUUCACCAUGAAGAAGUCGGCAGAAUGGCUGAAAAGGAGUCCGAAUCCCCCGGGAAACUAAAGACAUUAUAGCCAGAAUUGGCUUUUUUGGACAUAUCCGAACGGAUUAUUUCCUUUAACAACUUUCCCUGUAGUGGAUAAUGGAUGGCAGAGAUUUUGGUCCUCCCCGAUCCGUCCAUGUCCCCCCUCCGUUAUUGGCAGGGCUCACCAUGGAGCCUCACCGACUCGGAGCAGCAGCUGCAGCCGGGAGGGUCCCUCCCUCGCCCGGUCACUUGGGCGCGAACCAUCCGCCGUCUCUCCACUCCGGAAAAUUUUUACCAACGGCCAUUAAUAUCCAUCCACAUCACAGCGAUGCCUUCCCAGCAGGCUCUACUCCCUUCCUGUCAGGUUAUCCAGGCCCCUCCUCCUUGACACCUGACCCUGCAUACAGAUCAUCCAAUCCCAGCGGCCUGCAGAUGGCUCAACUCUGGGCUUCACAUGCUCACGAAGGUUACCCCCCUCUCCCAAGCAGCCUGUACUCCAGUCCUUACCUGUCUCUGGGUCACCUGGAACCUCCCUCACUAUCGCAGCACCCUCUUUAUGACUCCCAUAAAGAUACUUAUUUCCUGCCACCCCAUCUGAGCCAGUCGCCCCUUCACACCCCAGCAGUUUCGUCCAGCACCUCAUCCAGCUCUGCACCUUCUCAGAGGACAUCCCGGGACGGGGGCAGGGACAGGUCGUAUCGGGCGGAGAGGGACCGAGAGCGUUCCAGGGAGGAGUCCCGCCCCCACAGUGUGGUGGACCUGACGCAGGACGGGAGGGGCGACGAGGACCGCAAGGCGAGCAGAGACCAGGAACGAGAAAAAGACAAGGACCGGGACUCAGACAGGGAUGGUUGGUCCUUCCAUCCUCACCAGCACAAGUCACACUCCCAGCCUUCCACACUGGAGAGCAGAUACAGGCCGUCUCCUCCACAGCCCUUCUUCCCUGCUGAUGGAAGUGCAAGCAGGUUGCAUGGACCAGAAACUGACAGAGGAGGUCGGGACGAGGGCCGGUCUCGAUCCCACCACAACAGCAACUUAAAUAACUCUAACCCAGACCAAGAGAGGAGGAAUGAGUCUGUGGCAACACCAGUCGGGAGCCUACACAUUUCCUACGUCCUUCCCCCGGCUCUCCACCCAUCCACCCCUGGUCCCCCCACCCUCUCUGAACCCAGAGAGUUUAUCAGAGAGCAGCGUGUCAGCGCUCCUACGUAUGUGCCUUCUGUGGAGGUUUAUGAGGAGCGGGCAGGGCCCAUCCAGAUCGCCUCGCAGGCCCGCGAUAACAAGCAUGCAGACAAACACAGAGAGCUGGAGCGAGACCGGGACAGGGAGAGCUCCAGGUUUCAGGAAAAACACCUCAGGGAGCGUGCUCGGCUCUCACAGUGCAGCGACGUAAACAAUCAGAGGGAGGAGGGCUCUAUCAUUUGUUCGUUUGGUAAACGGGCUCAGGACCCAACUAGCCAAUCACAGCUCAGCCCAGAAACCAGAGAUGGUUACAAACACUCGAACCGAACCGGUCCAGAACGAACUGGGGCGGAGCCUAAGUGGAACGCUAUCAGCCCAUUGGCUAACUAUGCUACAAAUCAUAUAGCUGCUCUGGCAGCCCAGCACACGCUCUCCUCUCCCCGCAGCCAAACACACUCGCAAAAGUCCAGUUCCCCCCACACAUCCCAUCGACCCGCCAGCUCACAGUCCUCCCACAGUCAUUCCCCUCAAUCCCAACCUUCCCAGCAGGCAUCUGGGUGCACAGAUGAAGAGGGGUGUCAUCAGAGACGCUACCUCACCCCGUCCAGCCUCUACAGAGGAAGCAGCAACAAAGGGGCUGAUUCCGCUGAAGUGUCAGCCAUGCAGAGCCUCAUCAAGUACAGUGGAAACUUUGCUGCUGACAGUCCUGCCUCCUCCAGGCCCGUCGUAGAUGGGCAGGGGGCUUUUGGUGGUCUGGCUUGCAUUGGGACGGAUGCCCUGAGGGAGAAAGAAAGAGAUAGGGAAAAGGCUUCAGUGAGGUCAGGCUCUUUAGGAGGAAUGAGGGUGCCUUCACAGCUCAAGAGGGAGCAGGAGCGACCUGACAGCGCCCGCUCCUUCGGUCGGGAGGGGGAAGGCGAGGUGCGCCAUCCACCAGUUGGAAUUGCGGUGGCUGUGGCCCGGCAGAGGGACAGCGGGAGCUCCAGUAAACAGAGCAGCGGGACUUCAGAGCCACAGAGGCCCCUGCUGCAAACCGCUAUUAAAGAUGAGGAGCGAGCAGGGGAGCGAGCUCGUCAUCACGAUGACAGAUUGCUGGCCGGCCGGCUGGAGCGGGAGAAAGUGAUCCGAGAGUCCAAGAAUCUGCAGGAGUUCACUCCGAUGCACCCCGGUCCUCUGUCUGGUCGCUUGACACCCAGCAUGAUGACGCCCAGCCUCAUGACUCCAAACCUCAUGGUGACAGGAGGGGCUGCUCUGGCAGGGACGGGGAGAUGGCCUUCUGACCCUUCAACUCUCACCUCUCACCCCUGGAUGCCCCGGCCUGGAGCCCCACCCGUCUGGCUCUCCAGCUCGCCGUACGGUUUGAGCCCCACGUCCAUCCACCCGUCCCUCCCCCCUGGCUACCCGCCGUCUUUGCCAGGCUCCAUGCCACCUCCAUACCAGUUUGCCAGAGACCCCCAGUCUGGACAGCUGAUUGUCAUUCCUACUGAGCAUCUGCCCCAUUACGGAGGUGACGCACUGGAGCGUGGAGCCCCGGUGUGGCCGGGGGUGUACGGUGCAGGCAGCCCGCUGCAGCAUGCGGCUCAACUGCAGCUCCUCUCCCAGCAGCAGAUGCUGCGGCAGCAUGAGCUCCUGAUGAUCCAGCAGCACACCGUGCAGGUCCUGGAGCUGCAGAGGAACGUUCAGCUGGCCGAGCGCCUAAAGGCCAGCGAGCGGCAGGGGCAGGAAGACAAGGCAGACAAGCGGAACACUGACCCAAAAACCCGACCAUCCUCCGUGCCCUCUUCGUCUCCCUCGCCAGUCCUGCACCCCCGCAGCAAACCGGCCCCUCCCUCCCGAUCACCGACCCCGUCCACGUCCUCAAUCACACCUCUCCCUAGGAUCUGCUCUCCUGCUGCCACCCUAAAGUCAGAAGAGGGAGGGCACAGAGCCUUAUCUCACGCUCCAAAGUCCCUGCUCCACCCGAAUUCUCCGCGUUCCGCUUCACCCCCUCCGUCCUCACCACGGCAACCCAAACGGGAGCUGGUGGAGGUGGGACAAAGGGAGCAGAGAGAGCUGCCGAAGUCUGCUUCUGCAGCUUUUCCAGGCAUUUACGCCGAGAUCCCCCCAGGUUACCCUUAUCAAUCCAUCACUGCCCCGUACGGCUCCCCUUUUCCAUAUCACAUCCCACCUCCUGCAGGAGGAACUCCUGAAGAGCGUUGCUCCUGCUCUCCUGCCUCAGCUGACGCUUUGCCGCCGCCUCACUGCCGUUUAAGGCUUUUGGAGGCUGACAUCAAGCCACAGAAGCUCGAGCUGUCGACUGCAGGGCCUUUUCUCAAACAGGAGUCCUGUGCCGGGCGACCUCGAGGUGGCCCUUCCCCAGAGCUGCUCAGUCCCCCACAGAGCCUCAGCCCUGUCCAGACCAGCCAGGAUGCAGAAGACCGGCCAGCUCCAAAGCUCCACCCCCAACCUCUACCUCUGCACGCCCGCAGUCCCCCUCUUCUGCAGAACGAGGAGCUCGAAAACGAUCUGGCAGAAGACGAAGAUGGCGUUUCAGUUAAAAUGGAGGCGUCAUCGUGCUCGUGUCGGGGUGCUUAUGACGCCCCUCCUCUACUUGUAGAAGCUGUGCCGAGACCCGAGAUCAGUGAAGAACUGGACCGAGCGCCAUACCCUCCAACCAUCACUGCAGAAUCAGAUGAGCGCCAACGGCAGCCUGAUGCCACUGUGGGAAAGUUCUCCCCCAGGCUGACAGAAACUGUCAGUGAACCUUCUGAACCCACUCCUCCACUCCUCAGUUCAGAAGAUCCCAUGGGGGGGAUGCUUGUCCUUCUGACAGCAAGCGAGAUGGCCCGGCCCAGCACCCCGCCUGCUCCGACACUGGUGUCGCAGCUGGAACUGCAAUCGUUGGAUCCGUUGGAUCCAGCAUGUAGCCGAGCCGGGCCUCUGGAGAUGGUGGCUCUGGAGGGGAUGGCCCUGCUCAGCCAGAUGGCCCAACAAGAGAUGGAGAACAUCUGCCAGGAGAAAGAUUUGACAUUCGAGGGUCUGGACUGUCUGAUUGAGGCCAGUAGACAAAUCUUGCUGGAGGCCAUCGAGCAGCAGUCCCACAUUGAUCUGCCCAGAAAUCUGGACCCCAACAAGAAGUACAGCUGGAGGCAGAGGAAGGAGGAGCCGCUCUAUGAUAAAAUGUCUGUGGACAUGCUGGACGCUGUGGAAGUGGAAUAUCGUGUUCGCCUAGCUGAGCUUCAGAAGACUUAUAAGGAAAAGCAGAGGGAGCUGAACAAGCUGCAGAGACGGACGGACAAGCGGGAGCAGCUGCAGCAGGAGGACGAGAGGAGGAGUCUGACGAGACGGGGCAGGGGUCGACCAAGGAAAAGGAAGCUCCUUGCUCAUAAACUGGACAGCAGAACUGCAAAGACGGGAAGAACAGUGCAAUACUCAGAGGAGUCUGAAACUGGGGAGGGCCAGAGGAAAAGGUUCCGCUUGUCCCGAGACGAAGAGGACAUGGAGUUGACUGAAGCCAAGGUUAAAAAGAAAAAGAAAAAGAAGAAGAAGAUCUGGGCCGACCAGGAGCCAUCCAGCAGUCACAGUCUGGAGGCGCUGAAGACAAGGCGGGGCCUCGUGUGCGAGCAGGAGCAGCUGGCCUCCGACCUCGACAGAGCUCUCUCUCUGUCCCAGCUGGGCUCCCUCGGCGGCGCAUCUCGCAAACUGACAUCCAACACAAAAUCUGAGAAGCUGAAGAGCAAGUCUGCGGGAGGCGCAUUAAAGGAGCGUUUCCACUCCACGGGUGUACCAGGAAAACUCAAGGCAGCCACUAAAGCUUCAGAGACGGUCCGGAGGUUAAAAGGUCAGAAGAAGAUGUCUGUUUUCUCUCCUGUGAGAUCAGAGUUCAGCAGCUGCUCCAACAACUCGGAUUCAGAGGAGCUCGGCUCGGCUCGGGGAGGCUGGCCUCCUCUUUCAGGGACUCUCCCCCACGGCAGCCUGACCAGGAAGAGGCGAUCCGUGUCGCCGCUGACGUCGCUGCUGUCCAGCCGGAAGUCUGAGAAGAAGAAACACAAGCACUUGUCGCUGCUGCUGGAGGAGGCGGGCCUCAGCUCUUCUGAUGAUUCCUUCGACCAAGAAACCUCAGACGAUGAGGAAGAAGAUGAGGAUUUGGAUGGUGGCUGUGAGGAGAGUGGGCUGGGCCUGCUCGCCAGGUUUGCGGCAAGUGCACUCCCUGUCAGCUCUGCCCCUGUGAGCCUCCUCCCCGAGGGAAAACACUGCAGCAGGCAAAGCACUCUGGGGUCAUCAGAAUGUGAAUGGUCAGAUUCUGGAUCAGAUCUGCGGCUCCGGAAGUUUCCAUCUCUCCUACACGGGAAGCGUUCGGCCCCCGAGCUCCCCCUCCUGCCCCCAGCCACCCGCCGCGCCGACCAGACCAGCCCCACCAAACGAGACGAAGCCUUGUCAAUCAAACGAAAGCCUCUGCUGAAGCCACGCCCUCCUCCUCAGUCGCCGCAGAGUUUCAGCUUUGACCUCUCCAGCUAUGGUCUGGGUGACGACGCCGGCUGGAACCGCCGCCGCAGCGAGAGGAUAUUCCUCCAUGACGCCACCACCUCCGCCAGUCAAAGCUGCCCAGCUCCACCUCUCACACCAAAGCCCGCCUCCAGACUGAAGUCCACUACGCCCAGCCGAGAGGGGAAGGAGUCAGGAAAAAAAAAGAAGUCAAAGGACUCACCGUUACCCGUCAGCCCAUCCAGCCUGUGCAGUCCAGUCAGCGACACUCCUCUGAGUCCAGCACGCAAAAGCCAAGCCAAGGCUAAGCGCAAAGCCCGGGAGCCCUCCAGGGGCGCCGUGAGCCGGCUCAUGGAGAGCAUGGCAGCGGAUGAAGACUUCGAGCCGAACCAGGACAGCAGCUUCAGUGAAGACGAGCUCCUCCCUCUGAGAAACAGCACUUCAUCAGAAGCAUCUUCCCCCCCCGCUGCAGCGAAGUGUGUUUUGGACAAAGACUCGCUCGUGGAUGGACUGCGAGUGUUGAUACCGAUGGACGACCAGCUCCUCUAUGCGGGACACGUGAACACCGUGCACUCCCCUGACAUAUAUAGCGUGGUGGUGGAGGGCGAGAGGGGAAACCGACCACACAUCUACUGCCUGGAGCAGCUGCUGCAGGAGGCUAUCAUCGACGUGAAGCCUCCGUCUGUGCGCUACCUCCCAGAAGGCACCCGCAUCGCUGCUUACUGGAGCCAGCAGUACCGCUGCCUUUACCCUGGAACUGUAGUGAACGGAAGUGCAGACAUGGACGAGAAUGAUGACUUGAUCACCGUGGAGUUUGAUGACGGCGACACCGGCCGCAUCCCCCUCUCCCACAUCCGACUGUUACCACCAGACUACAAGAUCCACUGCGCCGAGCCGUCGCCUGCGCUGCUUGUGGCGAGCUCCUCCAGACGGAGGGUCCGGAAAUGCAGCAAAGAAGGCAAAGAGGCAGGAACCAAGGCGGAAGAGAGCGCUGCACGGAUCAAAGGAAAACCAGGACGCAAACCUAAAAACAAAGCAGAUCUAGACGAUGAUGACAAGGCUGAUUCUCCACCUUCUUCUGCUGCGCCUGCUGAGAAGGCUCAAUCCACAGCUAAAAGUGUUCAGGACAGGAGUUCCUCUGCCCAGAAAGGUGGUCAGGAGAAGCCCCGCCCUGCCUCCCGCCCCACCAUGGGGAGUCAGGCCAAAGUGGGGGGUAAGAGCGUCUCCAGUUCACCCACAAGCAGCCCCACACUUUCUAACCCGGCACAGAGAAAGAGCGGCUUGGGACAGUCUGCUCUUCCUAAACCAGGGCGCAGCCUCCCGCCGUCUCUCUACCCCUCCACCUACGGGAAGGUUCUGACGGUGGACCUGUACAGCGAGCCCAACCUCAACUCCUACAACAGCCAGCGCAGAGAGCGAGACGGCGCUGCCGGCAGCCCCACCGCCAGCAGGCCCAGCAUGACCCCCGCACCCAAAUCCACAUCCACCUCCACAGCCAGAUCCUCUUCUGUGUCCAAAACCAAACCCUCCUCAGACCUUCACAGCGGCUCCAGACUGGGACAGGGCUCUGGGCUGCUCUCCAAAUCCAUCUCCAGGCUGUCAGCAGAAUCCAGUUCCUCCCUGACCCACAGACCGUCCUCACUGUCCCCGACUUCUGCUCCCAAACCUAAACUGAAGAUUCCAUCAGACCAGAUGCCCGCCAGAAACAUCCCCAGACCCAAACCCGGAUCCGACCUGAGCUCCGUGAGGAGGAAGUCACUGCCUGCCGAGCCUCUGGUGAAGCUUGACCACGAAGGCGUCACGUCCCCAAAGACCAAGAAGACCAAAGCUCUGAUGCUGCUGGAAGGUCGAGAUGUCAGGCGAGACCACGCCCCAAUCGCCACAGUGACAAGUCCGAAGUUCCUGAAGGCGAAAAUGACACCUCCAGACAGGGAGAACAGCCUCCCUGAGAAGGAGUCCACCUACAAACCACCAGGGGUUGCUAAGGACAAGGCAGAGAGCCGAGGCUGUAGAGGACAGGAGCUGGGAGGGAGGGAGAGGAAAGCUAAGAAAGAGGAGAAGAAGGAGGGAAAGAGUGAGGAGAGGAAGAGGAAGGAGGAAUCUCACAGCAGCAGCAGCUCGGAGUCUGAGGAGGAAGGAGAGAAGGAGAAAACAAACAAGAAGAAAUGUACGUCAAGCUGCUCCUCAUCCUGCUCCGGCUCCUCCUCCUCUUCUUCCUCCUCGUCUUCUUCUUCAUCUUCUUCAUCCACGGAUGACUCCUCCUGCAGUUCAGAUGAAGAGAGGACUCCUACCCCCCGACCAGGCCCCGUCCAGAGGCCUCCGGCACCGGACAAGCUCAAAGAAGAGACACAAGAGGAGGUGGAGGAGGUGAAAAAGGAUCUUGAGGUAAAAGUGGAGGAGGAGGAAGAGGAAGAGGAGGAGGAAUUGUCUCCAUCGUCUGUAACGUCUCCAGCUCCUGCAUCUCCUGCUAAACCCGCCAAACCAGCCACCGGGAAGGGCUCCGGACAGAGGGGCCGCCCCCCCAAACCGAAGCCUGGCGGAGGAGACGGGAAGGCAGGGAGACCCAAGCGCAGAGAGGGGGUGCACCUCCCCACGACCAAGGAGCUGGCCAAGCGGCAGCGGCUCCCCAGCGUGGAGAACAGGCCCAAAAUCUCUGCGUUCCUUCCAGCCAGGCAGCUCUGGAAAUGGUUUGGAAAACCCACUCAGCGGCGCGGCAUGAAGGGCAAGGCCAAGAAGCUCUUCUACAAGGCCAUCGUACGAGGCCGCGAGAUGAUCCGCAUCGGCGACUGCGCCGUGUUCCUGUCUGCCGGGCGGCCCAACCUUCCCUUCAUCGGCCGCAUCCAGAGCAUGUGGGAGUCGUGGGGCAGCAACAUGGUGGUGAGGGUCAACUGGUUCUACCAUCCGGAGGAGACCAACCCCGGCAAGAAACUCACUGACAAAAAGAACUGGGAUCACAUCUGCAGCCAGUCACUACCAGCAGCUCUGCACUCCUCCAUCCACAGGAAGCACUUCAUGGAGCGCGCCCUGUACCAGUCGUCCCACAGCGACGAAAACGAUGUGCAGACCAUCAGUCACAAAUGUCUGGUGGCGAGCGUGGAGGAGUACGAGCAGAUGAGCCACACACGUCGCUACGCCGACAGCGAGGACCUUUACUACCUGGCCGGCACCUACGAACCCACGACGGGCAUGAUCUUCAACACAGACGGAGUUCCGGUCAUCUGCUGAACAAAGAAAGCAAACUCUACGAGCUGCUGAAACCAAACGCAGACGAAGCCGAGCCGCGCUCGAGUCAGCGGCUCGGAUUCCUGUCAGACACUGGAGACACUACAGACGGUAUUAUGAGGAACGCGUCUCCUAAAACAUUUGCACACUUUCAGCGGCGCUUGUUCACGUGAACACGUGCAAGCGCUUCGGAUUGACCUGUAAAUACAGCUGCACACACCAGACUCCGUGUAAAUACACCUGUAACGCAGUAAUCUAUAGAGAAAGUGUUUUAUUUUAAUGUUGUAGAUCCAUGUCCUUUAUGUUUAUUUUGUAAACAGUCAAGAAGCUUUAACGAACUGUGAAUGAGGAGCUGGGGAGGGGCGUGUCUGCCCCGCCCCGCCCUGGCCGGACAGACGGACACUCCAGCGGUGUGAUGUUGUGAUGUUACCGUGGUGAUGUUACAGUUGUGUAAACGUUUAGAACAGCAGGAGCAACAGACGCAGGGAAAGAGACGCACAGAGAGAAGACUAUCCAACAGAAAGCACUUAAAAAGAGACAACACUUGGAAAAUAUCUUCCUCUAAUUUAACCCCACCCCCCUUUUGACAAUCCCGACUCGGGCCAGUGGUCCCGAUGACUUCCUCAGAGACUCAGGCUAAAGAGAGGAAGUGUUAUGUGCUGUCCAAACCAUGUCUCAUUUUCAGGUUUGAUUUCUUUCCUCAAAAGAAAAAAAAAAUCCACCCUGAAGACACUAUAAACGCAAGAAAAGCUGCUUUUGGCGCUGCCUUUGCGCUCGCGUCAUACUUUUUUUUUUUUUCUCCACUUGCACAAAAUGUUUUGGAAAGGCUUUCUGGGAAACACAAUCAUUGAUCAUUUUGUCGUUUCAUGCAUGGUUGAACAACCCUAAAGGGUGGAUUUUUUUUCCCCUUGUCUUUUGUGUGUAAACAUUGCAGUGAUCCACUCAUCCUCCUGUUCUAUUCUUUUUGUUUGCAGCUCUGAAUGUCUCUUUUUUUUCAGUCGUUUGAAUUCGGCUGCUUUAUCUCUGCGUUUACGUGAGUGCACUUUGAAAGAAGCCCCUCCCCCCUCAGAGGAGGCUCCACCCCUGGGCGUCUCCCACCUUGUUGUUUUCUGAAACACACCUCCCUUCUGACACGCGGCCCUCUUAUAGCUGCUGGUGAGGUUUUCCACGUGCCUGAACUCUUGUUUCGGGUGAGACAGUUGAAUGUGGCGCUCAGGGUUGUGAGCGUUUUGGGGCGGCCUUGCCCCCCUCCCCCCAUUGGGCCUUAUCAUGAGUAGUUGCCAAAUCUUUGCCCCUGUUCUCCAAUCAUUUGCUCUUGGCCACGCCGGUCAGAGGCGUCGGCGUUUUGCAGCUUGUGGUACGUUUUCUGUAUGUGACUGUUAACCUCCUCUUUGCUUUGCUCUGCAGAGGUUAAGAUUGUCUUGUUGAUAUUCAAUAGUUUUACUCUCGGAUCUUUUGGUUUUUGUCAGAUUUGAUACGUCUGGUUUUUAUCGCGCUGAGAAAAAGGCGAUGUGGUUUUUAAGUCUGCUCAUUUCCAACACAGCCCCAUAAGGAAAGUUAAGGACGGCCUUUUAAUCUGUUGGCUUUUAAGGUGAUAUGACCAGGUACAGAGGGAUUCUACAUCUAUAUAUAAACUAAAGCCCUGUAUUUUUCCUAAAAUGCUGCUUUUACGCCGGUCUAGUGUCAGAUAUUUUCUCUCAGUUCGGUAUCUGAGCUGCAUGGACACCCAGGAUGCACCAGUGUUUGCAGACUGAACAAGUUAAAGUGCCCGUUAUGAAUGUUUGUUUACCCCUGGAGCUGCUAUAGCACUUUUCCAUGUGUAGGUGUGUGUGUGUGUGUGUGCGCGCAGGUAAGACCGAUAGAUCGCAGCCUUAUCUUCUGAUGCCACACACACACACCUACACAUGCUUGUAAACCUUAAAGGCACGCUUUGCUGCCUUCCACAUCUCUGUUUGGCCCUUAUCUCCGUUCCAUAGCCGCUCUCCGGCCUUCAAACCGCCUUCCUUUCACUUUCAGUGUCAUUCUUGUUUGUUUUGUUUUUUUUCCUAAUUUUUUUGGAGAGCCUUCUAUUGUCAAUCAUCGUGUUUCUGGCUUUUUCAAAUGCUUUGUUAUUUUAUCCCCUCUUCAUCCAAUCAUGGACAUCCCUCUAGCAAUACGGUUGAUGGGCACCACUGGGAGCUAGCUGCUACAGAGAGGGAAUGAGAACAGAUAGAGGUGGACUGGAGGCUGGUUCUUCGUCUGCUGUUCCUUCAGUAUCCUUAUAGUCCUGUUACAGAGGGAAGAAAAUUAUUUUAAAAAUAAAUAUAAAAAAUCGUCUACGUUUUGUAAAGGAACCUUCUCUAUGGAGGGAAAAACAGCUAUCAGAUUAUACUUUGUACACAUGUCUAAUCUUGUAAAAAAAAUGCUAAGAUACAUUUUAGAGAGAAAUCUGAAACUAGAUAUAUUCUGACACCCUAUACUGUAUGUGCAAGGAACGUUUCUGUUGGUGUUUUUGUUUUUUUACAGACCGCAACCAGGUUUAUCAGUGUUUCUCUGAACUUGUUUUAGUAAGUCAAUAUUUUAUAGUUAAUCAAUAAACAGAUGAACUGUAUCCACUGUCA
Molecule: messenger RNA, 11600 nt
Organism: Oryzias latipes (Japanese medaka)
Lineage: Eukaryota; Metazoa; Chordata; Actinopteri; Beloniformes; Adrianichthyidae
Gene: tnrc18
Product: trinucleotide repeat containing 18
Molecular function (GO): chromatin binding
Source: RefSeq, a predicted model, not a curated record